Molecule: messenger RNA, 1770 nt
Organism: Closterium sp. Yama58-4
Lineage: Eukaryota; Viridiplantae; Streptophyta; Zygnematophyceae; Desmidiales; Closteriaceae
Source: the annotation of a GenBank genome assembly
AUGCGCGAUAGGAGCGAUAGCGAUUCCGAGAGGGACGAAGAUUUUAGGAGGAGGCGUGGGCGUAAGGAGCGAAACGAUAGCCCCGAUUCUAUCGAUGGUGACUCUAGCGGGAGUGACGAGGACGCGCGCGAUGUAGGCCGCGGAGAGGGGAGAGCGCGGAACGUGCGGGGCGCGGGGGGAGAUGGGCGGACGGAUGAGCGGAAGGGCCGCGGACCUUCUGAGAGUCCACCGGAGGACGACGGGGGAAGGCGGGGAGGGGGGAAGCAGGAAAGGGGAGGCGGAGAUGGGCGCCCGGUGAUUGCGCGCAGCAGGGGGAGGCACGACUCGGACGAUGAGAGCGACGAGGAGAGGGGUGGUAGCGAUGGCGGAAGAGGGGGCGGAAGGGGUGGCGCAAGGGGCGGAAAGGGGAAGACUCGGGGGGAUUUUGAGGAGGAGGAGGAGGAGCGUGCGGAAGCGAAGAAGAGUGUAGGAGGACGAAGGGGAGAGAGGGAGCGUGAUGUGGAAAAUGAUGGGGUGGAGGAGGAGGGGAGUGAGCGUGAGCGAUGGGAGAUAGGUGGUGGGAGGGAGGGGGCGCGGGUUGGGCGGAAGGAGGAGCGCGGGGGGGAGAGGAGGCGCGGGGGUCGCGCGGCGAGUGAGGAGCGGGAGAAGCGUGAUAUGGGUGAGGGGAGGAUGGGGAGAGGUAAGAUGAGGGAGAGGGAUGGCCUUGGGGAAGAAGUGCGAGAUCGCGAUGGGGGAAGGGGCAAGGAGAGCGGCAGGGGAAGGGAGGGCGAGAGGGGACGAGACGUGGAGAGGCGACGGGAGAGGGAGGAUGAUGGCGGAAGGGAUAGGCGAAGGGAUGGCGAGAGGGAGAGGGAGAGGGAUAGAGAGCGAACGGCAGGAGGGGGAGGGACAGGACAGGGCGACACAGGCGGAGAGGGUCCGAUUCGGAUGGGAGUGAGAGCAGCGGCGAGUGGGAGAGGGAGAGGGAGAGGGGGAGGGGUAGGGGAAGGGAUGAUAGCGGCCGCCGCUGCUGGCGGAGCAGCAGGCCCGGCAGCAGGCUCGGCAGCAGCAGGCAAGGCAGCAGCAGCGGCGCGGGACACUGGGCGCACGGGAGGCGCGUACAUCCUGCCGUUCAAGCUGGCGCGCAUGCUGCAGGAGGUGAACGACCGCAGCAGCGCCGAGUACCAGCGCCUGACGUGGGACGCCCUGCGCAAGUCCAUCAACGGGCUGGUCAACAAGGUCAACGCCAGCAACAUUAAGAACAUCAUCCCCGAGCUGUUUGGGGAGAACCUGGUGCGGGGGAGAGGGCUGCUGUGCCGCGCGUGCAUCAAGUCGCAGAUGGCCAGUCCGACCUUCACGCACGUGUUUGCGGCGCUGGUGGCCGUGGUGAAUACUAAGUUCCCAGAGCUGGGGGAGCUGCUGCUUAAGAGGAUUAUUCUGCAACUAGUUGCGGUGGUGAACACCAAGUUUCCCGAGUUGGGGGAGCUGCUGCUGAAGAGGAUCAUUUUGCAGUUCCGAAGGGCGUUCCGACGCAAUGAUAAGCCGGUGCUGGUGGCAGCGUGUCGCUUCCUGGCCCACCUGGUGAACCAGCAGGUGGCUCACGAGAUUGUGGCGCUCGAGCUGCUCACACUGCUGCUGGAGACGCCCACGGACGACAGCGUCGAGGUGGCAGUGAGCUUCGUGAAGGAGUGUGGCGCCGUGCUGCAGGACCUCUCGCCCCAGGGCCUGCACAGUGAGUGCUCUUGCCUUAGGGCCUGCACAGUGAGUGCUCUUGCCUUAGCUUGGACUUAG